Messenger RNA from Anguilla anguilla (European eel), 2611 nucleotides. RefSeq names its product complexin-3-like. The record is from RefSeq and is a predicted model, not a curated record. Gene Ontology annotation, molecular function: syntaxin binding. Gene Ontology annotation, biological process: neurotransmitter transport; synaptic vesicle exocytosis; regulation of neurotransmitter secretion. The coding region runs from base 532 to 1008 and encodes 158 amino acids. Gene Ontology annotation, cellular component: SNARE complex; terminal bouton. Lineage: Eukaryota; Metazoa; Chordata; Actinopteri; Anguilliformes; Anguillidae. The transcript has 3 exons.
CAGUUGCUGUGAUAGUAGGCUACGAAGCGCCCUUUCCGACCACGAGAAACAUUCUGACAGGUCACGUGUGUCUGUCACUGCCUGAAACAGUUUUGAAUGUGAGAAGCGCUGAUCUGAACAAUGGUGAGUUAUAAUCGGAGGGCGAAUCACGGGAUGCCAUAUGCGGUAGCAACGUCAUCCAAGCGAGCACUUAAGCCAACAAAAUAGGAUUGGUGAGAAAAACUGACAAACUUGCUGGUUCAAGUUGAUUUCCGCAGCUUCCCGUUAAUUCACAUCUUCCCUAGCAAAGAGGAGCUGUCCGUUAGCAGUGGUGCUAAACACUUCAAUCUUAGUGGGACAACAUCCGCGGAACGCAGUUUUAAAUUUGAUUUAUAUGAACACACUGUUAUCAUUUAUCUAGAGAUCAGCCUGUAGCAGCACAGCUCGAAUUCUUUUCUAAAAACCCGUUCUUCACAUUGAUACUGGACUUAUUUUACACCCGGGAUAAAAGCGGUUUCUUUACAAAAGCAAGAGAUCAACAGAAGAAAAACGAUGGCUUUCAUGGUGAAACACAUGGUGGGGGGACAACUGAAGAACCUGACUGGCGGUUUAGGAGAAGAGAUGAAAGCCGGAGAAGGGGAAAAGACGGAAGCCGCAGCAAAAGGAAUGACACAAGAGGAGUUUGAACAAUACCAACAGCAGUUGGUGGAGGAAAAGAUGGAGCGAGAUGCCAACUUUGCCCAGAAGAAAGCAGAACGUGCCACAGUCAGGAGUCACUUUCGGGAAAAAUACAGGCUGCCAAAGAACGAGACUGACGAGACUCAGAUCCAGCAGGCGGGAGACGACAUUGAGCUGCCCACAGAGCUAGCCAAGAUGAUCGCGGAGGACAACCAGGAGGAGGCGCACAAGCAGUCGGUCAUCGGGCAGCUGACCAACAUCCAGAACGUGGAUCUGGACCAGCUGAAGGACAAGGCCCAGGCCACACUGGAGGACCUCAAGCAGUCUGCCGAGAAGUGCUCUGUCAUGUGACCUUGACCCCGCCCAGAAGCACACUUUGCAUUUCACUCUCCCACAGUCAACGCUCCGUACCGUCACUCACUGUCCUUUUGACCUCCCCCCACUCACACAGUUUUGUGAUCACAUGGUAACAGUUGCACACAGCUUUGAAGGCACACAUAUCCAGUGGAGAGGCUAUAGGCAGAUAUGUGUAGUUUCCUCCAUGAAGACAUGUAGAACACUUCCAGGAGGUUGGGGUUACAUACAAGGUUACAUACACAAGAAAUCUUGCCCACUUGCAGGCUUUUUUUGCCACCUUUGCCCAUUUACUCUUUACUGCCUGUGCUCUGUAGCUCAUUGUGUUCAUGGUCCCAUGAUCUCUUCCACGUGUUAAAUUGACACCCCUAACCCCACCCAUAAAUCCGCCAUUUCAAUAAUACCGUUUUGUGCUGGUGGUUUGGUAUUGUUUAGCUGCUAUGAUGUGUCAAGUGCUGUCUUUGGGUGUCAUCCUAUGAGUGAAAGUACUGGUUUCAAUAUUUAGAAACACAAUCACACACUCACAAACAUACACUCCUGUAGGUAUAUUGGUAUAUGUCAGCAUUGUUGUAUUACGACAGAAUUCAGUAAAGCUGCUGUGUAAAUGUUUUUUUGGAGACUAGUGAGGACACAGGUCACGGAGUAGGGGCCUCACAAUGUACAAAAAUGUCAAAUUGCAAAUUCAGUGUUUUUGUGCGUAUCUGUGGCAUUUCAUUAAAACUAAUUUGUUUCACUAAUUUUAAUUGUGGAGGGGGGUAGCGGUCUGUAAGACUGGGUUCAAUUCUGUGGGUUGUCAUACUGUAGUACAGGUUGCUUGUCCACUUAGAGCAAAGAAAGUUGCAAAUGUCAAAAAUAGGUGACGGCAAUGCUCACAAAAUUCUUGAUAAUGUGCAGGACAUUUACUGCAGAUGCUGUUAUCCAGAGAAACUUACACCGGUUACAUUUUUUUUUAAAUUCAUCCAUUUAUACAGCUGGAUAUUUACUAAAGCAAUUAUGGUAAGUACCUUGCUCAAAGGUACAAUGGCAGCACCCCACCUGGGAAUCGUACCCAUAAUGUUUUAGUUUUAAGUCAUACCCUAUCCAUAAUUCUACAUUCUGCCACUCAUUGUACUAACAGUCUGGUAACAAGGGAGGUGGCAUUCAAUCUAACCAGACUUUGAGAAAGGAACAUUCUGAUCUUUCAGAAAGGACAUAGCACAUUUGUUAGAAACAUACUUACAGUUCAUUAUGAAUUUAGGAUGAAAGUUUGAUUAAAUUGACAAUAUAUAUGUGAAUAUGAAAAAUAUUUGCUUAAAUGUGUUAUUCAGAAUGAUUAUCACGCUUCAAUUAGUUGAAAAGGAAAGAAAUAACAUUUCCUGCUCUUUUUGUUAUGUACCUGGCACAGAGGUGGAAAUGUUGAGCAACCCUCCAUAAUUGAACUGACUCCCACUUCAUAGGCCUAAUGGUUUUAAUGAAUACAAUUUCAGGUUAUGCAACCAAGGAUUCUUUUCUAAAAACCUUUUUUUGAAGGUUCUCAUUUUAAACUUGAUUUUUGAAUGAUUAAAGAAGCCCUUGACUUUUGUUGGACUAAAAAAAUACAAUAAACAUAUUUUUUAAGAUA